Messenger RNA from Fusarium pseudograminearum CS3096, 1089 nucleotides. RefSeq lists its product as uncharacterized. The coding region runs from base 1 to 1089 and encodes 362 amino acids. The transcript has a single exon. Gene Ontology annotation, cellular component: cytoplasm. The record is from RefSeq and is a predicted model, not a curated record. NCBI's taxonomy places the organism in Eukaryota, Fungi, Ascomycota, Sordariomycetes, Hypocreales, Nectriaceae.
AUGCCCUUCACAGUUCUAUCAGACCGCAAUGUCAAUCAGAUUCUUGACACCCUAUCACCGUCAGAUGUAAUCGACUUGGCCAAUGCCCUAGAAAAGGCUCUCACCCAAUACUCGUGCAACAACGAGCAACAAUACCAGCCUCAUCGCGCUGUUGUCGACCGUGAUGGACAAGUCAGUUUAUUCAUGCCCGGAACCACGGAUCAACUACUCGGCGUCAAGAUUGUCGGCAUCACUCCCAGCGAAAAGCUAAAACCCUCAGAAGCUGGUCUCAAGAGUGUUUUGACGCUAUGCGAUGCGAGGGGUCAUGCCAUAGGUACUCUCAAUGCAGCCGCUCUGACUGCGUUCCGAACGGCUCUAGGAUCAAUGCUUCCCUACCGAUUUAGACGCAAGACGGAAAACAUUGUCGUAUUUGGCGCGGGAGCACAAGCAAUGUGGCAUAUUCGGUUGGCACUAUUGCUCAAAGAGAAGGACAUCAAGUCGAUCACCAUUGUCAACCGUUCUGCCGAGAGAGCUCAGCAAUUAGUCGAGUCACUCAAGGGGAACAAGCAGUCAUCGUGGCCUUCACACAUUAGCCUGCAGGUGUUUGACAGCAAAAAUGAUCUCGAGGCUCUUGUCGUCGAUGCGGAUGUCUUGUUCUUCACAACCCCCAGCACUCAACCUGUCUUCCCUGCAUCGUACCUCACAUCCGAGAAAGCUCGAACCAAGACCCGUUACCUUGCGGCCAUCGGCUCAUACCGUCUCGACAUGCAAGAGAUUGAUCCUGAAUUACUAAAGACAGUCAUCGACCAGUCAGGCCCUUUCGCUGACGUUGGAUAUCGCGGUUCUGUAGCUGUCGACAGCCGUGACGGAUGUCUACAAGAAGCCGGAGAAUUGGUCAAAGCUGAGAUACCUACAGACAAAAUGCUCGAGAUUGGCCAGCUGUUUCAGACGAAGAACAAGGAAAACCCAGAUGAUCUCAACAAGUGGCUUGAAGAUGGCUUUGUCAUUUACAAGAGUGUUGGAACAGGUGUGAUGGACUUGGCAAUCGGUCAGGAGUUGCUUCGCUUGGCCAAGGUUAAGAAUGUUGGCUUGACUGCUGAAGACUUCUGA